Molecule: messenger RNA, 592 nt
Organism: Neltuma alba
Lineage: Eukaryota; Viridiplantae; Streptophyta; Magnoliopsida; Fabales; Fabaceae
Product: homeobox protein knotted-1-like 1
Exons: 3
Coding region: 1-432 (143 amino acids)
Cellular component (GO): nucleus
Molecular function (GO): DNA binding
Source: RefSeq, a predicted model, not a curated record
AUGAGUGGUGAGAAAAGAGAAGAAUAUUCGACAUCUGAGAAAGAGGAGAAGGAAGAAGAAGAUAUUGAAGAGAAAGAUCAUGAGAUGCUCAAGAGCAGAAUCUCUAACCAUCCUCUUUAUGACCUUCUCGUUCAGCAACACCUCAACUGUUUGAAGGUGGGUGAGGUUUCCAACUUUGAAAAAGUGAAGAAGAAGAAAGAGAGGAAUAAGAAAGCAUCAAUGAAGCAAAACUUGGGCAUGCUUAGUCAUUCAGAGCUCGAUCACUUCAUGGAAGCAUAUUGUGUGGCGCUAGGGAAGCUGAAAGAAGCAAUGGAGGAGCCUCAAACAGAGUCACUGGCUUUCAUCAACAACAUGCAUUCUCAACUCAGAGACCUUGCUGGAUUAACCCUCUCUCCUUCUUCCUCUUCCUCUAACCUCCAAACACAUCCUUGAUUUAUAGCAUCUAAAUCCCCUGAACGUGUAUGUAGCUACCUAUAUAUCUUUCUGCAACCAUAUAUGUGAGUCUCACACUAGAGCCUCUCUAUAUAUCUCUCCAGUUGAACAAGUAUUUAGGCCAUGUUUGGGGGUCCCUUUUAGCCUUAGGGGUCCCAAA